This is a messenger RNA of Suillus plorans, 1215 nucleotides long. RefSeq lists its product as uncharacterized. Lineage: Eukaryota; Fungi; Basidiomycota; Agaricomycetes; Boletales; Suillaceae. The record is from RefSeq and is a predicted model, not a curated record. The transcript is spliced from 4 exons. Bases 1 to 1215 code for a protein of 404 amino acids.
AUGACGUCCCAGGUGGAAAGUGCCCAGUGCAUGGCUGAGAUUAGCAGCACCAAAGUUGAGAAAAUACCGCUGAAGGACUUCAGUCCAACUGAGCAGCUUGCCCUUGCAUGGGUGAAGAGGCGGGUCAUUUUGAACUCCAUUACCACGAAUGGCUGGUUUCGCAACAUAACGGAGGUGCAAAAGAAGGCUGUGAUGGGCUAUAUUUCAGAGAUUGUCAGCCAAGCCAAUCUCAAGUUCACAUGCGAUAUAGAGACGACUCCCAAGGUAGUGAAGUGGGUCAUCAAGGCUCUUUUGCAUGAUCGUAAAGAACUUGCUCGAACUUCUGAGAAAUUCGUGGGUUGUCAAUACCUUCAAAUAUCAGGUCCCCCUGAGGACUGCCAAACUUAUAUGCAAAACCGCCGGCGUGAGGUGCUCGAUCCUAAGGCGCCCUUCAGCUAUUACCUACAUGGCCGUGAGAUCAUGGACAUGUUGGUCUUCAUCCUUCUGUUCAUGAACCCUGGGGUGGAAGAAGCGCAUAUACAUCAUUGGUAUCAUUCCAAAAACACACCCCUCCAAGAUGAGGACAUGCAAAACCAGAUGAUGACCACCCCUACUCAGAUGUUAGCACAGUCGGCAGCCGCAAUGACUUUAGCAAUCUGGCGCAUUGUGAGCAGAAAAACCAAGAUCCACUUUGGCACAGAGCUGCAUGCCGACUACCAGGACACCGUCCAUCAAGCGAUAUUGCUGGCACUGGCAUCUCCUAUCCAUGGGCCAGCAUUGGCAGUGCAUUUGCUAGCUCUCCAUGGAAGAGGCAUGAAUGCUCUUCGCGGCACAAUUGGUUUGGAUGUUGCUGUGGAAGAAGUAUACAAUCCCAUUACUGUAGAGGACCUAGAAGUAGUGCAGGAGGCAUUGCAGCUCGCACAGGCUACUGGUUUGCACCUCCAGGCCUCCACGGUGGAGUACUCCCUAGCACGAGACUACUACACCACACCCAUUCACAUCCCUGAGACCCUAGAGGAGCUAGUCCUACCGCUAGCUGAUGUUGCCCAGCCUUCUGAGUCGACCAUACACUCUCUAACAAGUCAGUCAUUGGCAGCAACCGGCGCGCAGUCAACUACAGCUUCUCCCCCACCCACUACUAUAGAUCCCAGAUUGUUCUCACUGCACGCGCCCGCACUGCGGCAAGAUUUUGCUGAUGACUUCUUAGCAUUUUCUCAAGGUUAUCCAGACAUGUAG